Messenger RNA from Cryptomeria japonica (Japanese cedar), 912 nucleotides. RefSeq names its product probable xyloglucan endotransglucosylase/hydrolase protein 5. The coding region runs from base 57 to 893 and encodes 278 amino acids. The transcript has 4 exons. Gene Ontology annotation, biological process: cell wall biogenesis; xyloglucan metabolic process. Gene Ontology annotation, molecular function: xyloglucan:xyloglucosyl transferase activity; hydrolase activity, hydrolyzing O-glycosyl compounds. The record is from RefSeq and is a predicted model, not a curated record. Lineage: Eukaryota; Viridiplantae; Streptophyta; Pinopsida; Cupressales; Cupressaceae. Gene Ontology annotation, cellular component: cell wall; apoplast.
CUUGUCUGAAGCUUUUAAUUUUAAAAAUAGGUGGAUGCUAUGCCUGUUUAGUAUUCAUGCUGAUUGUACACUUUUUGUCACAAGGAGAAUGCUCCACCUUCAAUGACAGCUUUGAUGUCUCAUGGGGAAAUGACCAUGUUAAAUUGUUCAAUAAUGAACAGACAGUAGAGCUCUCUUUGGACAAAGCUUCAGGUUCUGGUUUCACCUCAAAAAAUAAUUACCUGUUUGGAAGCUUUAACAUGAAAAUUAAGCUCAUAGCUGGAAAUUCUGCAGGAACAGUCACUGCAUAUUAUAUGUCAUCAGAUUCAUCAUCUCAUGAUGAAUUCGACUUCGAAUUUUUGGGAAACCUGCCAGGAAAGGGAUAUCAUUUGCAGACCAACAUUUUUGUGAAUGGAGUUGGAAACAGAGAGCAAAGAAUUCGACUCUGGUUUGACCCAUCAAUAGAUUUCCAUAACUACUCAAUUCUAUGGAACCAAAAGCAGAUUGUAUUUGGAGUGGAUUCAAUUCCCAUUCGCGCUUUCAAAAGUAACGAAUCUUUGGGCAUCCCAUAUCCUAAGAAUCGACCCAUGAAAAUCAUUUCCACCCUCUGGAGUGGGGAAAACUGGGCCACCAAUGGCGGAAAAGUGAAAAUAGAUUGGAGCAAAGCUCCUUUCAUUGCAUCUUUUCAAGCUUUUGAAGUGGAUAGGUGUGUAACAUCUGCUUCACCUUCACCUUCACCUUCACCUUCACCCUGUGUUGGGCAUUGGUGGGAGCAACCAGAAUUUGAGGGCCUCAGUCAAGACCAGCUCAAUAAACUCGGAUGGGUUCAGAAGAAUUAUAUGUUUUAUGACUACUGCAAAGAUAAGUCUGGAAGGUUUUCAAGUGUUCCCAUUGAGUGUGCCAUAAACCCCUAAAUCGCCGGAUUUGAUUCAU